Molecule: messenger RNA, 1230 nt
Organism: Aspergillus thermomutatus
Lineage: Eukaryota; Fungi; Ascomycota; Eurotiomycetes; Eurotiales; Aspergillaceae
Exons: 2
Coding region: 1-1230 (409 amino acids)
Source: RefSeq, a predicted model, not a curated record
AUGACCUCGUUCUCCUCUUUUACUCUGUCUCUCUUCAUCCUACUGGCAGGCUACCUCAGCGCCAUCUGCGCAAUGCCUCCAAAUCCUCCUACCACACCCCAACGAGACCCUUACGGAUCCGACCGCAUUCGUCUCCUCACAGGCACCUUUGCCAUCACCACAGGCCGCGCCGUCCUCAUCAGCAGUGUGUACCAUGCGCUCGUCACCCUCUUCUACCCACCAAAUACCAAUAACGGCAUUCUUUCCGCCAUCUGUCCUCACCCAGAGAACCUCGACCCACAAAUCUUCACCUCGAGUCCCACCGUAGUUCUCUCCCUCCUAGCCAUCGCAUCAGGCUCCGCCAUCCGACUCUCAGCGUUUGGAGGCCUAGGUCGAAAUUUCACAUUUUAUCUCUCAGCGCCGGAUCGAUUGAUCACUGACGGUGUCUAUGCGUACGUCCAGCAUCCGAGUUAUACGGGGCUAGUGCUGGUGGUUCUGGGAUGUGUCGGCCUGUUUUCAAUCAUGGGUAUCUUCGGUCGCUUCCUUAGGUUGACCACCAUUGGAGGCGCCGCCACGGUCGGCGGGUUCUUCUGGUACACGCGCAACGACGUCUUCGAGCCGCUGCCUCUGACCGAUCGCAUCUUCCAUUCCGCCCGGUUCAACGUCCUCAAUCCCCUGCGCAACCCGACCACCCACGAUCUAUGCAUCCGCAGAGUGCCCUUAUCGGACAUUGACCCCACCCUCCUGGAGAAGAAGGGAAAACUGGUCGAGGCAUUCUGCGCCGGAGUCUGGAGUGGCUGGGGUACACACCGUGCUGCAAGCAUUCACUCCUGCAGGGCUAACAACAACCGUCUAGGAUACGCGUUUCAACGCGCCUACCUCGCUCGCAAGUAUCAGGGCCCCGAAACCGCCCACCAGCUCUGGUCGCGAUCCGAGCUGCGCUCCUCCUCCUAUGAACCCGGGACCCUGAUCACCGACCACUUCGAGGUCGUCGAGAAAACCCCCGAUCGCAUUGUCGUGCGGUGCGGUGCGUCCCCCCGUGUGCAGGAGGUCCGUCCCUCCGAUGGUCUGUUUGAGAUGUCUGUGAAGGUGAAGCCGGAGGAGGGGGUUGCCGAGUUUGGUCUCAAGAGCUGUUUCUUCCAGGGGCUAGGGAAGGCCGAGACGCAGCCUAUGCCGCCGCAUAUGGUUUGGCUGCAUCAGCAGUAUACCAAGUUAUGGAUGGAAACCGCUAUUCGGAAUGUUGUGCGGUGA